Molecule: messenger RNA, 2964 nt
Organism: Gorilla gorilla gorilla (western lowland gorilla)
Lineage: Eukaryota; Metazoa; Chordata; Mammalia; Primates; Hominidae
Gene: MEIS2
Product: Meis homeobox 2
Exons: 12
Coding region: 425-1819 (464 amino acids)
Biological process (GO): regulation of DNA-templated transcription
Molecular function (GO): DNA binding
Source: RefSeq, a predicted model, not a curated record
CCCAGAUGACUGCCUCCUCACUUCCUCCCUCCCGAUUCCGCCGCGGCCCCCAAAGACUCUCGGGGUGGCCCCUUGUCCGCACCGCUUGGAGGGAGUGUGCUCUGAGUUAAGCUGGUCUCUUCUGGUCCUGGAAAAAAAUGAGUAUUGACAAGGUUGCUGGAUCUGCGCAGAAAAGAAAGUGCCACUUAAUAAAAAAUUUAGCCCGGCAAUGGUACCGUCUGCAGAGCUUGCUGCCCUUGGACGUUAGCAGGAAGCCUUCGGGGUGCUGUUGUAAUCGGCGGGCAGAGGAGAGGGAGAUCGCGGAAUUAAAAGGAACAAAAGCUAGAGCGCCAUGCCAAACGUCCCCGGCAAGACCCAGUUAGGCAGGAGCCGGGAGUGAUGGGAAAAUGAACUAGAAUACGAUGAGCUGCCCCAUUACGGCGGGAUGGACGGAGUAGGGGUUCCCGCUUCCAUGUACGGAGACCCUCACGCGCCGCGGCCGAUCCCCCCGGUUCACCACCUGAACCACGGGCCGCCGCUCCACGCCACACAGCACUACGGCGCGCACGCCCCGCACCCCAAUGUCAUGCCCGCCAGUAUGGGAUCCGCUGUCAACGACGCCUUGAAGCGGGACAAGGACGCGAUCUAUGGGCACCCGUUGUUUCCUCUGUUAGCUCUGGUCUUUGAGAAGUGCGAGCUGGCGACCUGCACUCCCCGGGAACCUGGAGUGGCUGGCGGAGACGUCUGCUCCUCCGACUCCUUCAACGAGGACAUCGCGGUCUUCGCCAAGCAGGUUCGCGCCGAAAAGCCACUUUUUUCCUCAAAUCCAGAGCUGGACAAUUUGAUGAUACAAGCAAUACAAGUACUAAGGUUUCAUCUUUUGGAGUUAGAAAAGGUCCACGAACUGUGCGAUAACUUCUGCCACCGAUACAUUAGCUGUUUGAAGGGGAAAAUGCCCAUCGACCUCGUCAUUGAUGAAAGAGACGGCAGCUCCAAGUCAGAUCAUGAAGAACUUUCAGGCUCCUCCACAAAUCUCGCUGACCAUAACCCUUCUUCUUGGCGAGACCACGAUGAUGCAACCUCAACCCACUCAGCAGGCACCCCAGGGCCCUCCAGUGGGGGCCAUGCUUCCCAGAGCGGAGACAACAGCAGUGAGCAAGGGGAUGGUUUAGACAACAGUGUAGCUUCACCUGGUACAGGUGACGAUGAUGAUCCGGAUAAGGACAAAAAACGCCAGAAGAAAAGAGGCAUUUUCCCCAAAGUAGCAACAAAUAUCAUGAGAGCAUGGCUCUUCCAGCAUCUCACACAUCCGUACCCUUCCGAAGAGCAGAAGAAACAGUUAGCGCAAGACACAGGACUUACAAUUCUCCAAGUAAACAACUGGUUUAUUAAUGCCAGAAGAAGAAUAGUACAGCCCAUGAUUGACCAGUCAAAUCGAGCAGGUUUUCUUCUUGAUCCUUCAGUGAGCCAAGGAGCAGCAUAUAGUCCAGAGGGUCAGCCCAUGGGGAGCUUUGUGUUGGAUGGUCAGCAACACAUGGGGAUCCGGCCUGCAGGUUUGCAGAGCAUGCCAGGGGACUACGUUUCUCAGGGUGGUCCUAUGGGAAUGAGUAUGGCACAGCCAAGUUACACUCCUCCCCAGAUGACCCCACACCCUACUCAAUUAAGACAUGGACCCCCAAUGCAUUCAUAUUUGCCAAGCCAUCCCCACCACCCAGCCAUGAUGAUGCACGGAGGACCCCCUACCCACCCUGGAAUGACUAUGUCAGCACAGAGCCCCACAAUGUUAAAUUCUGUAGAUCCCAAUGUUGGCGGACAGGUUAUGGACAUUCAUGCCCAAUAGUAUAAGGGAACUCAAGGGAAAAGGAAACACACGCAAAAACUAUUUUAAGACUUUCUGAACUUUGACCAGAUGUUGACACUUAAUAUGAAAUUCCAGACAGCUGUGAUUAUUUUUUACUUUUGUCAUUUUUCAUCAAGCAACAGAGGACCAAUGCAACAAGAACACAAAUGUGAAAUCAUGGGCUGACUGAGACAAUUCUGUCCAUGUAAAGAUCCUCUGGAAAAAGACUCCGAGAGUUAUAACUACUGUAGUAUAAAUAUAGGAACUAAGUUAAACUUGUACAUUUCUGUUGAUCACGCCGUUAUGUUGCCUCAAAUAGUUUUAGAAGAGAAAAAAAAAUAUAUCCUUGUUUUCCACACUAUGUGUGUUGUUCCCAAAAGAAUGACUGUUUUGGUUCAUCAGUGAAUUCACCAUCCAGGAGAGACUGUGGUAUAUAUUUUAAAACUGUUGGGCCAAUGAGAAAAGAACCACACUGGAGAUCAUGAUGAACUUUUGGCUGAACCUCAUCACUCGAACUCCAGCUUCAAGAAUGUGUUUUCAUGCCCGGCCUUUGUUCCUCCAUAAAUGUGUCCUUUAGUUUCAAACAGAUCUUUAUAGUUCGUGCUUCAUAAGCCAAUUCUUAUUAUUAUUUUUGUGGGACUCUUCUUCAAAGAGCUUGCCAAUGAAGAUUUAAAGACAGAGCAGGAGCUUCUUCCAGGAGUUCUGAGCCUUGGUUGUGGACAAAACAAUCUUAAGUUGGGCAGCUUUCCUCAACACAAAAAAAGUUAUUAAUGGUCAUUGAACCAUAACUAGGACUUUAUCAGAAACUCAAAGCUUGGGGGAUAAAAAGGAGCAAGAGAAUACUGUAACAAACUUCGUACAGAGUUCGGUCUAUUAAUUGUUUCAUGUUAGAUAUUCUAUGUGUUUACCUCAAUUGAAAAAAAAAAGAAUGUUUUUGCUAGUAUCAGAUCUGCUGUGGAAUUGGUAUUGUAUGUCCAUGAAUUCUUCUUUUCUCAGCACGUGUUCCUCACUAGAAGAAAAUGCUGUUACCUUUAAGCUUUGUCAAAUUUACAUUAAAAUACUUGUAUGAGGACUGUGACGUUAUGUUAAAAAAAAAAGGUGUUAAGUCACAAAAAGCGGUAAUAAAUAUUUCAUUUUUGAUUUUU